AAAUAGAAGCGCAGACAAGGGGAGCACGACCUUAUCAUCAUCAUCAUCCAUUUUCUCAUUCUCAUCAUCCAUCUUCCGAUCCCAAUCCCAGUCCCCUGACUCAUCGAUCUUCUCACAAACCCUAAUAACUUAUCCAGUUCCAGCUCUCACGCGGCCCUCAGAAUAAAGCUUCAGUGGUCGGAGGAUGUUUGGUUGGUUUUGCUAUGGCGCUCUCAGUUUAAAUGAUGACAGGUUUGCUUCAUCCCAGUCAUGAGUGAAGCCAUUAUGGGGAAGUGCUCUAUGUUACUAUCAUUGAUAAUGUGAGAAUGAUGAUGAUGAUGAUGAUGAUAUUGUUACAUCCAGCAGAGUCUCGCACAGACAUAGAUUAGUGCAGGAAGAAAGCUUGUGAUUGCACCAAAUGGGGGCGUUGUCCUUGCCUUUCUCAUCGCAAAACUUUUUACCCAUUACUUCUGUCAGUUCUGACUUCUUUCCUUGGAAUCCUCGCUUAUUUGAAGUCAGCAGAAAUCAUAAGAACAACAGUAAAACCAGAAAUAUCUCUUUUCCUGUUUCUUGCUCAUCUGUCAAAACCGUGCGUAGUCCUUCACUAGACAGGCAUGUUGUGAAACAGAACAAGAUACGGUUUGUCCUGAAGUUACAAACACUGCUCCUUUCCAAACCAAGAUGCUAUAUUCCACUUCAGAUUCUUAAUAAAUGUCGAUCCUACCUUUCCUUGUCAAAGCCCCGGUCCAUCCUUUCAAUGAUCCAUCGUUACCCUACCAUUUUUGAAGUCUUCUCAAUUCCAACAGCACCCAUGCCAUUCAAUGCAUCCAAGUCAUUAUCACAACCCUGUGUCCGUCUAACCCCAGCUGCAGCAGCGCUUGCUGCUCAGGAAUCAACUCUAAAAUCAGCCAACUCUGACUCCUUGGCUACCAAACUCCAGAAACUUCUUAUGCUUUCUUCUCAUCACCGGCUAGUUCUGUCAAAGUUGGUUCACCUUGGUCCAGAUCUUGGUCUUCACCCUAAUUUUCGGUCUCGUCUCUGCAAUGACCAUCCAGAAAAAUUCAAGACUAUUGAUACCUCCUACGGCCGUGCACUUGAGCUUGUAUCCUGGGACCAAGACCUGGCAAAACCUUUACCGCCUCCACAAGUUCAAUCGCGUGGGCUGAUAGUAGACAGGCCUUUGAAGUUCAAGCAUUUGAAUCUUCGGAAGGGUCUGAAUCUGAAGAGGAGACACCAAGAAUUUUUGAUGAGAUUUAGAGAAAUUCCAGAUGUGUGCCCUUACAAUACCCCUGCCUCGGAAUUUCCAAAAGAGUCAAUUGAGGCAGAGAAAAGAGCUUGUUUGGUGGUGAGAGAAAUGCUAGGGAUGAUGGUUGAAAAGAGAACAUUAAUAGACCACUUGACACAUUUUAGAAAAGAGUUUGGUCUGCCCAACAAGUUGAGAGGGAUGAUUGUGAGGCACCCUGAGUUAUUCUAUGUGAGCUUGAAAGGGCAGAGGGAUUCUGUAUUCCUGGUGGAGGGCUAUGAUGAGAAUGGUUCACUUUUAGACAAGAAGAAAGAAACUUUGGUGAUAAAGGAAAAGUUGAUGGAGUUGGUCAGGGAAAGCAAGAGGUUGAGAAAAGAGAGGAGGAAAGCUCGCCUUAAUAACACUAGGAUUGAUGACUGUAAUGGUGAUAAUAGUGAUGAUGAUGAUGAUGAUUAUUAUGAUGAUGGCUUCCUGGAUUUGUUUGAGUCUGAGGAUCUGUAUUUGGAUGACAUUGGUGAUGAUAAAAGUGAGACACUAAAUUACAGGCAGAAUGGUGAGUUUUGGACUGCAGAUGCUUAUUCUGAUGUUGAAGGCAGAGAUGGGCAACAUUUGGAGCCUUGGUAGGUGCUAGAAAAACUGUACAUAUCGUCCCUGUCUGAAAUUUUUUGUGCAGAUUUGUGAUAAUAGCUGGAUAGUUUUCCGUGUCAUAUAUAGAUAGAUCUAAACACACACUCUUUGAAUAGAUCAUUGACACAAGGAGGAGAGUCCCUCAAAAUCAGCUUUGUGCUUGUUUUGUUUUGAAUUAACAAGCUUUAAUCAGGUUUGGUUUUAUUA
Molecule: messenger RNA, 2056 nt
Organism: Rosa chinensis
Lineage: Eukaryota; Viridiplantae; Streptophyta; Magnoliopsida; Rosales; Rosaceae
Product: protein WHAT'S THIS FACTOR 1 homolog, chloroplastic
Exons: 2
Coding region: 398-1846 (482 amino acids)
Molecular function (GO): RNA binding
Source: RefSeq, a predicted model, not a curated record